AUGCACUUCUCGCACAUCGCCCUUGUGGGCCUCUUCAUUGAGGCCACAGCAGCCAUCAGCGCCAAGAACUUCAUUUACAUUGUCCCUGAUGGAUAUGGACCAGCUUCUCAGACAUUGGCUCGUGACUAUGCCUCUUUGUUGCUUAAUGGCGAAAAUCCAAAAAGACCUGUCACCUAUCAGUUGCCAGUUGAUAAAUUGAUCAUUGGAAGUGUCCGAACGCAAGCCAGUGAUAGUCUCGUCACUGACUCUGCCGCAUCAGCUACGGCUUUUGCUUGUGGCAUUAAGACCUACAAUGCAGCAAUUGGUGUUGAUGACAAUGUCCAACCCGUUGGGUCCAUUCUUGAAGCCGCAAAGCUUGAAGGAUUCAAGACUGGUCUGAUUGCGACGUCUCGAAUUACUCAUGCUACUCCAGCUUGUUAUGCCGCCCACGUCGCUCACCGUGAUUCAGAGGCCAAAAUUGCCGAGCACGAAAUCGGUUACGGCCAUCCUCUUGGACGUGUUGUUGACCUUUUAAUGGGUGGUGGGCGUGGUUUCUUUACUCCACAGACCACUGCUGGAUCCAGCAGAAAAGACAACUUGAACCUCCUCGAUAUCGCAAAGAACUCAGGCUAUCAUGUUUUCACUGAUCGUAAUGGGUUUGACCUUCUCAGAAAUGGGUUGGGUCAAGCUGCCAAGCUUCCAUACAUGGGACUUUUCACCAACAGUCACAUGAGCUACGAGAUUGACCGUGAUCCUGCUGUCGAACCUUCCCUUCAGGAAAUGACCGAGGCUGCCAUCAACACUCUUACCGCAGCUACCGCAGACUCCAAGAAAGGCAAGUCUCAACUAUUAAAUUGA
Glarea lozoyensis ATCC 20868 is the source of this 837-nucleotide messenger RNA. RefSeq names its product Alkaline phosphatase-like protein. Bases 1 to 837 code for a protein of 278 amino acids. Gene Ontology annotation, biological process: dephosphorylation. The record is from RefSeq and is a predicted model, not a curated record. The transcript has 5 exons. Gene Ontology annotation, molecular function: alkaline phosphatase activity. Lineage: Eukaryota; Fungi; Ascomycota; Leotiomycetes; Helotiales; Helotiaceae. Gene Ontology annotation, cellular component: fungal-type vacuole membrane.